AUGGCCGGGCACUGCAGGGGGAUGGCAGCCAGGCUCUGGGCAAGGCUCAGCAUGGGCUGCCGUUCCUCCUGGCUGCAGGGCUGCCGUCUGUCCCUGAGGCUGCCUGGAGCACGACAGGCCCAUGCCCAGGCUGCGGAGCGGCUGCAGCGGGAGUAUGACGCGGUGGUGAUCGGGGCAGGGCACAACGGACUGGUGGCAGCUGCCUACCUGCAGCAGGCAGGGCUGCGCACAGCCGUGCUGGAGAGACGCCACGUGCUGGGUGGUGCGGCCGUCACGGAGGAGAUCGUGCCAGGCUUCAAGUUCUCCCGGGCAUCGUACCUGCUCAGCCUGCUGCGCCCGCAGAUCUACACCGAGCUGGAGCUGCAGCGGCAUGGUCUGAGGGUGCUCCCACGGGACCCCUACUCCUUCACUCCACUGCUGGAGGACAAGAGCCCCCCACGCUCUCUCCUCUUGGGGCAUGACAUGGCCCAGACCCAGCGGCAGAUUGCCCAGUUCUCCCAGAAGGAUGCCCAGGCUUACCCUGAGUACGAGAUGUUCAUGGGGGUCUUGGUGUCAGCUCUCGACCCACUGCUGGAUGCCCCCCCUGUAGAUACUGCUGCCCUGGGGCACAGCUCCCCGCUCCAGUGGCUCAGGGCCCUGCGAACCCUGUGGCCCCUGCUGCAGGCAGGACUGGCACUGGGGCGGGACCUGCCCCGCUACUAUGAGGUGCUCACAGCCCCCAUCUCUAAGAUCCUGGAUCAGUGGUUUGAAUCGGAGCCCCUGAAGGCGACUCUGGCUACUGACGCAGUGAUUGGAGCCAUGGCCAGCCCCCACACCCCUGGCAGCGGGUAUGUGCUGCUUCACCAUGUGAUGGGCCAGCUGGAGGGUCGGCGGGGGGCCUGGGGCUACGUGGCUGGUGGGAUGGGGGCCCUGUCCCAAGCCAUUGCCAGCGCAGCAGCUGCCCGGGGAGCCCACAUCUUUGCUGAGAAGGCCGUGUGCCACGUGCUGCUGGGCAGGGAUGGGCGGGCGCAGGGCGUCGCACUGCAGGACGGGACGGAGGUGAGGAGCAAACUGGUGCUGUCCAAUGCCUCCCCCCAAAUCACCUUCCUGGAGCUCUUGCCCCAGGAGCAGCUGCCGAAGGAUUUUGUCCAGCAGAUCCGGCAGGUUGACACCCGCUCCCCUGUCACCAAGAUCAAUGUGGCAGUGGAUCGGCUGCCCAGCUUCCUGGCUGCCCCCAACGCCCGUGACGGCCAGCCCCUGCCCCAGCACCAGUGCUCCAUCCACCUCAACUGCGAGGGCACCCACCUCCUGCACCAGGCCUUCACCGAGGCUGCCCACGGGCACCCCUCAAGCAGGCCCAUGAUUGAACUCUGCAUCCCCUCGGUGCUGGACCCAGGGCUGGCCCCACGGGGCUGCCACGUUGUGUCCCUCUUUACCCAGUACACCCCGUCCGUGCUGGCAGUGGGGCGGCCCUGGGAUGAGCAGGCCAGGGAUGCCUACGCGGACACAGUGUUUGACUGUAUCGAAGCCUAUGCGCCGGGGUUCAAGGCAUCCGUGGUCGGACGGGACAUCCUGACACCACCAGAUCUGGAAAGGAUUUUUGGGCUGCCUGGCGGGAACAUCUUCCAUGGAGGGAUGUCUCUGGACCAGCUGUACUUUGCCCGACCAGCACCAUCCUACUCGGGCUACCACUCCCCAAUUCCUGGCUUGUACCUGUGUGGAAGCGGAGCCCAUCCUGGAGGAGGAGUGAUGGGAGCAGCGGGACGCAAUGCUGCCCAGGUGGCCCUCAAGGACUUCGGGCGCCUGUGAUGGCAUCUGCUGAUAGGG
Colius striatus (speckled mousebird) is the source of this 1806-nucleotide messenger RNA. RefSeq names its product pyridine nucleotide-disulphide oxidoreductase domain 2 (gene PYROXD2). Lineage: Eukaryota; Metazoa; Chordata; Aves; Coliiformes; Coliidae. The coding region runs from base 1 to 1788 and encodes 595 amino acids. Gene Ontology annotation, molecular function: oxidoreductase activity. The transcript has 16 exons. The record is from RefSeq and is a predicted model, not a curated record.